Folsomia candida is the source of this 2830-nucleotide messenger RNA. RefSeq lists its product as uncharacterized. The transcript has 4 exons. The coding region runs from base 199 to 2682 and encodes 827 amino acids. NCBI's taxonomy places the organism in Eukaryota, Metazoa, Arthropoda, Collembola, Entomobryomorpha, Isotomidae. The record is from RefSeq and is a predicted model, not a curated record.
UUGGAAAUCGCUUCAUGUAUCAACUCAUGGAAGUAGUGCACAGCACAUGCACAAUAUUGCGUUGCUUUGCCUAAGGCGACGUACUCGAUAUUGGGCGUAUAAAAGAAAUCCAUAAACGCAUUAUACGUAUCGCAGUGUAAUGUGAUGAGCACAAGUGACCAGCAACUUUCUGCACACGUUAUCGGUUAAAAUAAAAAUAUGGAGACUAAUAACGCUGCGGUUGCAGCUGAGGAGCCCACAGCGGCUGCUCCAAUCCCAAUUUUCGCCUGGGACUUGUCUGGGUCCACUUCUGGCGUGACGCAUUAUCACGCCGUGGGAGCCAAGUAUCUGACCAAAUUUCUAGCCGAGCACAGUCCAAAGACUUCCAAGGACCCAGCCCCCAUUUUCCUCACGUGGGAGGACCAUGCCCACCAAGUGACUCUGGAUCGGCUGCGACAAAUUAUUGGCAGCGAGUAUGGCUGCGGGGGCAACACCACGUCCUGCAUCAUCACCUGGAUACAAAAGAAUCUGGGCUGCUCCACCCCCAUUUCCCUCUGGCUGGUCACUGAUGGUGAACUCAUGGCUUCCGACUUGGCAAUCUGCUCUCGACUCAAUCACGAGCUGAAUAUGAACUAUGUUGCUUUCAACUUUAUCAUAAUUUCACGUUGGAAAAUUAACAUGUCAGUGGGAGCAGCGUUUUUCUCAGGGAGCAAGAUCAAGAUUUUCAUGAAUGAGGACCUUCUAAAGGAAAUUGACACUUCAGAACCGUUCGAUUACGACAAGGUUCAUGCAGCCAAUUUUGAUACAGCUGUCCCCGAGUUGAGCGAUUACAUUCAGGCCAAGUUUAUGGGAACAGAGCUGCAGGGGUUGGCGGAGGCGGAUAAGCUGCACAAGUUGAGGUUGAGAUUGUUUGCUGAAAUUGAUAAGCAGGAGGAGCACACAGAAGCGCAGAUAAAGGAUGCAAACAAGUCAGACCAUACUGACUGGACGAAUAAGGAAAUGAUGGAGUGGUUGAGGAGUACGAAAUAUUACAGGAACUUAAAGGACUUUGAUGUCGCAAGCUUUAGGACAAAAGUGGAUUCUGCAAUUUCUACGCUGGUCAAUUACAUACACAAUAAGAACAAGAGUUGUCAAUUUUUCGACAUUUUAAAGAUGGACUAUAAACAGGACAAGGUUGGUUUUGCACAACCUGUGAAACCAGACCUUGAUAUCGACCUCGAGUCGUUGGAAGAUUUGCCUGAAAAGUGCAGCUUUUUUGACGCUGUCACACUGGAGGUGGAACAAUCCACACCCGUACUCCUCCUUCAAAUAACGGACCUCAUCGAUAAGUUCUGGGUGAAUGGAAAUUAUACCAAAUUCCGAAGGGUAGCCGACUGUCCCCUUUUUGGACAAUUUGAGGAGUGCAUGGGGCACGUUUUUUCGAUUGAGACGGUCAAACAACUCUUCCAUAAUGGAUAUUCUAAAUUCCGCAACCCAAUGACUAAUAAACCUUGCUAUGGAGGUCUGAUUCCCCACCCUUCCUUUGACGACUGGAAUGACUAUUUGCUAAUGAUCACCUUCUUUCGAGGCAAGAACAUCCGCACUUGUCCUGCGCUCUUCUACUACAGGAUUUGGAAGUAUGCCACAGGUUGUGAGUGGCUUGACGACGGAGUGGUCACUCUGCUAGAGCAGUACGCCCUACGGAGAAUAUCUGUGGCCAGGACGCGACUUGCAUUCGGAUCAUUGGCCAUGGACCCCGUCGAAGUGGUCCCACUGCCACUGACCCUUUUUUACUGUGCUGAAGGCUCUUCUCUGUUGUUUGCACAAGAUUCUCAACUAUUUUUGAACGAUCGACUUCGGCAGUACUAUCCCGUGUCUCGUGAUUUAAUCCACAUCAUGGAGAAACUUGGGGUUUCUUGUGACCCUGAAUUUAUAUCAGGAAGGGCUGUCCUCUUUACCGCUGUGUCCUUAUUAAAGACUGCAGGAAAUCAGAUGUCACAAAAAUAUGCCCUCCUUUCACGCAUUUUUCGGAAGCAGGGAAAAUUUAUAACUUACGAGGUUAACGAUUAUGUUGAUGGCGAUCCCUCAGUUUUUCCAAUCAAGUUUCUUGCUCUUCUCAACUACUCUCACAAAUCUUUGAUUCCAUUCAGUCUUCCCAAAGUCGACCUUUACGACCACGUGCACAUUGCAUAUGAUGCCAAACUUCCCCUCGUUCCCAUCUUCCCAGAAACCUUAAGGCCCAAAUUUAUUAUCCAAGAUCAACGGAAAGGCAAGGUCAUUCCAAAUUAUAAAGAGAUUCUGGCUUGCGUAACCCAAGUCUCGUUGAAGUCGUCAUCAGGGAAAAGGGUAUCAUCAUCAUCUAACCGUAUCGCCCCCACUAAACUUGAUCAGACAAAGUUACUUUCUCUCAACAAGCUUUACAUCAACUGUGUUUGCGCAAAUAACAGAUAUCCAAGUUUAGCAGAAUUUGAGGAUUUCGUGUGGAAGGAGAAGCGCUUUUACGGGGACAAGGUUUAUUUAUUUCCUCCCCAGGUACAGGAAUUCAUUCGACAGGUUUUUGACAAUUAUCAGGACUUUGCAAAGGAGCUUGGGGUUGACGAAUUUAUCAAGAGAGGCACUGCUGGGGUCAGUAUUAUACAAAGGUUAGAACUUGAGGGCGUUACGAAUGCGGCUGUGAAGAAUGCGACGUUCAUUGAAAAAUGUAGAAAGAAAUGGUUGGUGUAAGAGUUAACAUUGACAUGUAUUGUAUUGCCAACCUAUAAUAGCAGACUAAUUGGUAUAGUGCCAAAUUAUAAUUAUCUUGAUCUCUGUGUCAAUUUUCUACUUUAAAAUUAUUAUUCAACAAUUAUUUUCAAUAAAUUAUUACUGCACA